Molecule: messenger RNA, 1675 nt
Organism: Onychomys torridus (southern grasshopper mouse)
Lineage: Eukaryota; Metazoa; Chordata; Mammalia; Rodentia; Cricetidae
Gene: Trpt1
Product: tRNA phosphotransferase 1
Exons: 7
Coding region: 332-1081 (249 amino acids)
Biological process (GO): tRNA splicing, via endonucleolytic cleavage and ligation
Molecular function (GO): tRNA 2'-phosphotransferase activity
Source: RefSeq, a predicted model, not a curated record
CCAUUGGCCAGUCCUUGUCCGGGUCUGCGAUUUGCCUUCCACGGUGAAGAGCUUCUGAUAAGCGCAGGCCUGGCUCACCUUGGCGUCUCUUCGCGCUCCAGUCCCGAGAUCCGGACAGCAGAUCCGUGACCCGAUUCCGGAAAGCCGGGUCUGAUCCGGAUCCCUCGGGCCUCGUGGCUGCCAGUGUGACCCUGGGCAAGUUCCGCCAGCUGGGCCUCAAAUUUCCUUGUGUGGACCAGAGGUUCCCGGGUGGGAUGAUCAGUGCGGUUCUCCCAUCCUGAGCCUUUGUGACUUUAUGGCCACACGUCCCUGAUCCCUACAGGUCUUGGCCAUGAACGCCCCUGGUGGAAGGAGGCAGGAAGGUAGACGGUCCCAUAGACCCCGGGAACAGGACAGAGAUGUGCAGCUGUCUAAGGCCCUGUCCUAUGUCCUACGCCAUGGAGCUCUGAAGCUGGGACUUCCCAUGCGAGCUGAUGGCUUUGUACCCCUGCAAGCUCUCCUGCAGCUGCCCCAGUUCCACAGCUUCUCCGUUGAGGAUGUGCAGCACGUGGUGGAUAACAAUGGAAAGCAGCGGUUUGCCCUGCAGCCAGGCGAGCCCAGCACUGGUCCUCUCAUCAGGGCCAAUCAGGGCCACUCCCUACAAGUACCUGAUUUGGAGCUGAUGCCCCUGGAGACACCACAGGCCCUGCCUUUGAUGCUAGUCCAUGGUACAUUCUGGAAGCAUUGGCCGUCUAUUCUACUGAAGGGCUUGUCACGCCAAGGAAGGGCACACAUCCACUUGGCCUCAGGAUUGCCUGGAGACCCUGGUGUCAUCAGUGGCAUCCGUCCAAAUUGUGACGUGGUGGUGUUCAUCGAUGGGCCCCAAGCUCUGGCAGAUGGAAUCCCCUUCUUCUGCUCUGCCAACGGGGUGAUCCUGACUCCAGGGAAUGCCGAAGGCUUCCUGCUUCCCAAGUACUUCAAGGAGGCCCUGCAGCUACGACCUACCCGAAAGCCUCUCUCCUUGGCUGGUGAUAAAGAAGCGGAGUAUCAGAGUGGCCCCAGGCACAGCUCCAGAGGAGGAAGAAGAAAGAUCCAACAAUAAAAUAUGUAUUUAUUAAAAAAAAACAAAACAAAACAAAAACCAACAACUCUGAAAACUGUCACAGGAAGAAAGUCCAGUUUGAAAGCAGGAUUCUUUGUUCCUCAUCCACAUCUGGCAUUCCUCGUGUGCUUAGGGACUACAUAUAGGCCAGGGAUGUGAGCUGCCAGGAGGGCAAGAGGAGGACUGUGUGUGUGUGGCAGUGUCUACCCCAGCCAGGGCCCUGGCCUGCCUGUGACAGCAGGUAAAGGUCCCAGCAUGGUGCAUGCUGGGAGUGGUGGAACAGAGAGUUCAGGUAGACGUGGGCUUGCGAGGUCCCUGGAGGUGGUGAGUGGAGCAAGAGCAGCCUGGCUGCCCUCAGAAGGCUUCGUGGCCACCUGUAAGCUGCAGGAACAGAUCCUCGUCGAGCUCCUCCCCACGAGCCCGCUCCCGAGUGGACAGGAAAAUGUAGCCCCCGAUGUACUCAUGUACGAUGCGGCAGCUGGCAGACACACAGCUGAAGGCCACAUUGAUGUGCUCAUCAAAUUCAAUGGCCACCUGCGGGCGGGUGGUCACAGGUCCAGUGGGCUCAGGCAAUAAACAGGAGCUUCUGCCUUG